AUGGUUGAUUGUGUUCAAAUUAUGAGAGAAAAUUCUCAAGAUUUUCUUUACAAUCUGAAAAAGACGGAUUUCACCUUGAAAAAUGGGACCAAAGGAUUUUUAGAAGAAAAUGAUUGCUCCAUAUUGUGUCUGGAAACUACAGAUAUUGAUGUAACUAGAGUUUUAUUGGCUCAAGUUUUGAUAAAAUUUAAAAAGGAUACAAUUUUAAAAGAAAAUUUAAACGAAAUUUUUUUCACCAAUUUCACCAGUUUUAUUACAUUGACUUCAGAACAAAAUGAAGAUUUUGUGAAGAAUUUUCCUGAUCUGUUAAUUUGCAUUUUGGACAAUAAAGAACAAUUAUUAUUAGAUAAACAAUCUCAAAUAUUGGAAACUUUGAUAAACAUCAUCAAAGUGAAUGGCAAGAAAAUUAUUUUUAUUAUGGAAAAUUCAAAAAAUCUGGAAAAAACUAUGAUGGAUAAUGAAAUGGCGAAUAUAUUUACAUUGAAAUUAAAUAAAUUGUGGAAAAAGAAUAAUAUCCUACCAUCGAUUAAUGAAGCCAUCUGUGAUGCUGAAAAUAAUUUAGUGAACAUUGAAUCGAUUUCGGCAAGGGCUUUGGAUGAGUGCACAAAUAUUAGUUUAAAGGAAGAAGAAUCAUGUGAAAAAAUAUCAUCACACGAUGAAGCAACAAUUAAAGCUACAGAUUUGGAAAAUUUCUUACAAUCACUUGGUGUGAAAGAAUUGGAUGCUGUAGAUAAAGUUGGCGAAACUCAAUUGCAUUUGGCAGCUCGUAAUGGAAAAACAGAAAUUGUUGAAUCGCUUUUAGUUCACGGAGCGAAAAAAGACGUGAAAAAUAAUCGUGGCUCAACAGCUCUUCAUGUAGCAGCUGAAAAAUGUAACAGUGCAAUUGUUCAUAUGUUGCUCAAAAACGGAUUUAAUGUUAACGCCACUAACAAAUUUCAAUACACUCCACUCCAUAUCGCAAGUGCUAACCAUAAUGAUGCGCAUUUGAUAGAAAUUCUUCUAAAAUUUGGUACAGAAAAACAAAGAAAAGAUAAUUUUGGCAAAACAGCUCUUCAUUAUGCAUCUUGUAAUGGUCACAGUGUAGUAGUAAAUUCGUUGCUGAAAAAUGGCGCCAAUAUAAAUUCUCAAUGCAAUAUUGGAAAUACACCUUUGCACGAUGCUACAUUGCACAAUAAACGAGCAGUUGUUUUUAUACCUCUACAACACGGCGCCCUUUCGAAUAUAAAAAAUAUUCAGCAAAAAACUGCCCUUAAUAUAGCCAAAAAAUGGAAAAGUACCGAAAUCAUCCAAAUAUUAAAGAAUCAUAAAUGA
Molecule: messenger RNA, 1311 nt
Organism: Ceutorhynchus assimilis (cabbage seed weevil)
Lineage: Eukaryota; Metazoa; Arthropoda; Insecta; Coleoptera; Curculionidae
Source: the annotation of a GenBank genome assembly